AUAUACGGCGGGGCACUUACUAUUGGAUCAGUAUUUCAAAAAUUUUAUAACGGAAGUGUUUUGGCCACCAAUGAUGUGGUCAUUGUUUCCGUUAACUAUAGGGUCGGACAGUUAGGCUUUUUAUAUGGUGGCGAUCAGACAGCACCCGGUAAUCUGGGGUUUUAUGACCAACUUUUAGGAUUGAAAUGGGUUCGAGAAAAUAUUCAUCAAUUCGGUGGAGACAAGGAUCAGAUCACUAUAUUUGGUGAGAGCGCCGGUAGUUGGUCCACAUCGGCACACCUACUCUCACCCCUAUCUAAAGGUCUCUUUAAGAGGGCUAUAGUCCAGAGCGGGGCUGAAAUGUUUCAUAAGGAUAGACCAGUUUUGGGAACUGUAGAGGCGUUGAGUAAAGCCAAGGAAACGGCCCGCAAAUUGGGUUGUGAUCCGUAUGAACACAAAUGGUUGGACUGUUUGCGAACCAUUGAGGACCCGAACCUAUUUCUGGAGCCGACUGAGGCUGAAGUUGCUUUUGGUGUCACGUGGCCUGUGUUUGGCACUGAAUUCCUACCCGUUUUACCACAAAAGGCUUUUCAAACUAAUGAAUAUAAUUCCGAUGUGGACGUGAUGGCCGGUGCGACCAAAGACGAGGGUCAAAAUCUAGCAAUGAUGCUGUUCCCACAAUUGAGGGCUGAUUUCAAUAUAAAGAAAUUUCACGCAUUAAUAGAACUCCAGAGAGAGAUCUACCAUAACAUAGACGUCCAGAAAGUAUCCGAUUAUUACCUCCAAAAUAGAGACCUUGAAAAUCCGCAUGACUUACAACGAGCUUUCGGGGAACUGUAUGGCGAUUUGUUGAUGGUGUGCCCCACCUAUGGGUUUGCCAAGAGAUUUGCCAAAAGUGGUCGAGACACAAAUCUGUUUGCAAUGUUUGGUUGCGAUGAACACACCAUAUGUCACGGCGCAGACAUCGCCUAUGUUUUUGGUGAACCCGUUAGGACUCCCAAAAUGUUUACGGAAACGGAUUAUGAUUUCAGUUUAGAUAUCAUGAAGAUAUGGACUAAUUUUGCAAAAAACAUAAAAGCACACAAUGUUUGGCCGAAACUAAUAGACAUUUCGGACGCGAAUUCAGUGCCAAAAGUGAAAGACUUGAAUCCCAACGAUAUGUCACUUGUUUUGGACAAUCCUUACGGAGAUAUUUGUGAUGGACUUUGGAGCGAAUACCUUGGUGAAAAUAAAUAAACAUAAAAGGAUAUACAUUUACUUAAAAAUAAUUAAUGC
This is a messenger RNA of Oppiella nova, 1254 nucleotides long. NCBI's taxonomy places the organism in Eukaryota, Metazoa, Arthropoda, Arachnida, Sarcoptiformes, Oppiidae. The record is from the annotation of a GenBank genome assembly.